Messenger RNA from Necator americanus (New World hookworm), 2172 nucleotides. RefSeq lists its product as uncharacterized. Bases 1 to 2172 code for a protein of 723 amino acids. Gene Ontology annotation, cellular component: nucleus; cytoplasm. Lineage: Eukaryota; Metazoa; Nematoda; Chromadorea; Rhabditida; Ancylostomatidae. Gene Ontology annotation, molecular function: ATP binding; diacylglycerol-dependent serine/threonine kinase activity. The transcript is spliced from 19 exons. The record is from RefSeq and is a predicted model, not a curated record. Gene Ontology annotation, biological process: protein phosphorylation.
AUGCGGGUCUCAAAUAAACAUCACCGCCACAAAUGCGCCGUCAAUGUACCUCUGAUGUUGUUCACUGGUACGCUACGAGUGCGGGUUCUAGAGGCUCGAGGUCUACGACCAACUGAAUGGUCGAGAAGAUUUAAUCAGAACGAGAAAAAUGAGACCGCAGCGAUAGAUGCGUAUGUGAACGUGGAUUGGGACGAAUAUCAUGUCGGUAAGACGUUGGUACGACCAAAAACCACCGAACCACGUUGGAACGAGGAAUUUAUCGCGAAUGACGUACAUUCGGGUCGUGCGAUUGGUUUCACCAUAUUCCACAAUUGUGUGAUGCCACCGGAUGAUUUUGUCGCUAACACUAGGAUACCGUUUGACGAUCUCAAAAUAGGCAGUUGUAAUGAUAUCUGGGUGGACCUCGAACCACAUGGACAAUUACACGUGGUAAUUGAACUACACGGCUCAGCAGUCGAAGAAUCGCACCAUGUCAAGGAGCGUGUGUUCAAGGAGCGAACCGGCGCUUUCAACGACCGGCAACGGCGGGGUGCAAUGCGAAGAAAAAUCCAUGAGAUUACCGGACAUAAAUUUAUGGCAUUGUUCCUACGUCAGCCGACUUUUUGUGCUCAUUGUAAGGAAUUCAUUUGGGGUAUUGGAAAACAGGGAUAUCAAUGUCAAAUUUGCACCGUUGUUGUGCAUAAACGAUGUCACGAAGAAGUGGUAUGGAAAUGCCCCGGAAAUAAGGCGGACGCGGUCGAAGAGAUUAACCGGGAAGUCUGCGAGACUGGUAUGGGCCGAUUCAACAUCAAUAUGCCGCAUCGUUUCUCCGUACAUUCCUAUAAACGUCCAACAUUUUGCGAUCACUGUGGUUCUAUGCUCUACGGGCUCAUUAAUCAGGGUCUUCAGUGUUCCGUUUGUAAACUGAACGUUCAUAAACGAUGUCAACGGAACGUUGCUAAUAAUUGUGGCAUUAACGCUAAGCAAAUGGCGGCAGAAUUAGCUCAACUCGGUCUUACUGGCGAUAAAAUGAGUGUACGUAGUAAAAAGAAGCCGUCAAUCAUGACCGAUUCAAGUGCCGAUCAAGCGAGUAGUGGUGCUGGUGAUUCUGGACCAAGACUUCUGCAACAAAUCUCCGAAGAAGAUUCUGGAGUUAAAGUUCCAAAACCGACUACUGCUGGUACAGUAACCAUUCAGGAUUUCUCGUUCAUUAAAGUUCUUGGAAAGGGAUCAUUUGGAAAGGUGAUGCUAGCCGAACGAAAAGGAUCAGAAGAGGUUUACGCGAUUAAAAUCCUCAAAAAAGAUGUGAUCGUACAAGAUGACGACGUUGAAUGUACGAUGUGCGAGAAGCGAAUCCUAAGUUUAGCGGCGAAACAUCCAUUCCUUACGGCUUUGCACAGCAGUUUCCAAACACCAGAUCGUUUAUUCUUCGUCAUGGAAUACGUGAAUGGUGGUGAUUUGAUGUUUCAAAUCCAACGUGCACGAAAAUUCGAUGAGCCAAGAGCUCGUUUCUAUGCGGCUGAGGUCACUUGUGCAUUGCAAUUCCUUCAUCGGAAUGAGGUCAUCUACAGAGAUUUGAAACUCGACAACAUCCUUCUGGACGCCGAAGGUCACUGUAGGUUGGCAGAUUUUGGUAUGUGCAAGGAAGGGAUCACUAAGGAUAACCUCACCAGCACUUUUUGUGGCACACCCGAUUAUAUAGCACCAGAAAUUCUACAAGAAUUGGAGUACGGUGUAUCGGUUGAUUGGUGGGCUCUUGGUGUGUUGAUGUACGAAAUGAUGGCCGGUCAACCGCCUUUCGAAGCCGAUAACGAGGAUGAUCUGUUUGAGGCGAUCCUCAACGACGACGUUCUCUACCCGGUUUGGCUUUCAAAAGAAGCGGUGAACAUCCUGAAAGCGUUCAUGACCAAGAAUCCAUCAAAACGACUCGGUUGUGUGCAAUCACAAGGUGGAGAGGAUGCGAUUCGAGCUCAUCCGUUCUUCCGUGAAAUGGAUUGGGAUGCGCUAGAAGCACGUCAUGUGAAACCGCCUUUUAAGCCGAAAAUCAAGUCGAGACGUGAUGCGAACAAUUUCGACGCAGAUUUCACGAAAGAGGAUCCAGUGUUGACACCAACAGAUCCGGCAGUGGUUCGAUCCAUUAAUCAAGAAGAAUUCCGUGGAUUCUCGUUUGUGAAUCCACAUUUUGUGUACUAA